GCCGUAGUUGCGGCGAAGACUCGGGCUGGUGGGCUUGCUCUGGGUAACCGCCAGAAGACUAAGUCCAAAAUUCCUGCAGUUCCUGCUCGUGCGUCUCCGGUGUUGCCUGACCUUGACCAGGUUGCCAUUCCUUCAGGGGUUUUCGUUGAUGGUGACACGCCUCUUGCACAGAUCCCCAUUGGUGACGUUGGCCCUACUUCAGCUGGAGUGGUAUUGGUCCGGCCGGAACAAGCUGCACCGUACUUCAAGCUUUCAAGGCCUGUCAGUCGCGCAGCAUUGGCCCUUGUGGUUGUCGGUGAGCUUGACCUUGGUGAGGUGACUGUCAAGUUUGAGGUGUUGCGAUUCCGAGCCACGUCAACGAAAAGUGCACUUCCGUUGCUUCUUUCCGGGACUUUGCUCCAAAUUGGCGAUCGCUGGGUUUCCAAGCAUGCCCCUAAGGUCACUAACGUUGAGGUUGUUCCAUCGGAGGUACUUCGCAUCGCUGUGUUUCGUGACCAGUUCGAGGGUGAUUGGGACACUUUCACAAUGCGCCCACUGCGGGAGAUCAUACAGGUGGUUCCCUGCCUACGCACUUGCUCGGUCGCAGGUUGUAGUUGUGCUGCUUGGCAUGGUGCCUCCGCGCCGGGUGAGCCGGAAGCUAUCCUUGAGUGUUGGGCCAGGUCUUGGCAUUCCAUUGCGUACAAGCAAGCCCCGGCGAAGUCAGCAGUAAUCUUCAACAUCUUUGUGAGAAUCCCUGCUGGGCUUCUCAAGCCUCUGCUUGCAUGCUCCGGGUUGCAUGGUGUUUUCGUUGAGCCGCGUGCCGCAGAUUCCAAGGAGGCUUCUGCUGAGUUUCGUGUUAUCUGGCUUCCGAAAGCUUCUUAUAGUGAGGUCCUGCUGCUUAAACAAAGCCAUGGCGAAAUCAUUGGACUUGCACGUGUUGGAUCGCGAUUGGGAGUUCGUUGCGAUAAAGCUGACGAAGAGGCGUUACACAAAGUCCUCAAAGGCACCCCUUUUGUCGAUCGUAGCUCUUUGUGUAUGUUCGUUGUCGGUCCUUGGCCUUUCGGGACGCAGCGCCAAGCCGUUGAAAAAGCCUUGGCCUCCUUUGGAUGGGUUGCUCGCGUUACCCAGCCUCUUGCUGGCCAGCCUGGUGGUCUGUGGUGGCGGGUUCAAGCCGGCUCGCGCCCUCCUGAGCUUGUCUUGCACACACAAUUCGGUGAAGUGCUUAUCAGUGAAGAACCUGGGCGUGCAGUUACCCCGGUUGUGAAGCAUGCAGUGCUUGCUGCUCGCAGUGCUUUGCGUGAUGUCUGUCCGCCUUCGCCCCCUUCGGUUGACCCUUUGCAGGUGCAUGAUCCUUGGGCUGCAGCGCUUCAGAAGCAAAAGCCUUCACAGCCUGCUUCUGUUCAAGAUGUGUCUGCACAAGUUGAAGCCAAAGUAUUGGCCAAAAUUCAGCGUGAUCGUUCCUUGUCGUCUGCCGCCCCGCCUUCUGAGCAGUUGCGUGAGGAGCUUGAACAGAGUGUGCUUGCCAAGGUUGAGGCUCGUUUGACGGAACAUCGCACUGUGGUCGAGGGUCGGCUUUCUGGAUUUGAAACUCAGGUUACAGCCCUUUCAGACAAAGUUGAUGGCCAGGAGUCGGUGCUUCGCAGCAUGUUUCAGGAGCAGAUGUCCCGCAUUGAAGAGUUGUUAGCUGCGCCCAAGCGGUCUCGGCAUGAGAGCGUGCGCCACUGGUCCGUAUUGAUUGCUUUUCUUUCGGUGCGUGUUGGGGAAGCAGCGCAUCCUGGUCCGGGGGUCGCGGACGAGUCUUUCUUCACUUUGGGUGCCAUUAACCCCACCGGGCUUAAUGGCAAACAUGGGGUAGUUUCUCAGCUUGAUUCGCCCGCAAUCUAUGCUGUCAGCGAAACGCAUUUGACCAAGCCAGGGUUGGAUUCAUUCAGGAUGGGUUUGCGCCUGGCCGGUCCCUUUUCGUUUGUUCAUGGUUGUCCUGUGGCCCCUCGGCCGCGCAGCCAGGUGUCUGGUGUCUACGAAGGCGUAGGCUUUGUCACGUCGUUUCCUGCUCGUUUGGCUCCACACUCGUGGCCUGCUUUGCUGUAUGAGACCUCUCGCGUUCAGGUUGCCAAUUUCUUCGUGGGGCCCAUGUGGCUGUUGGGCGGAGUGGUCUAUGGGUACGCCACCGACUCCUCUCGUACGUCAUGUCUGCUUCAGGCCAUCACUGAGCGCGUGGUUUUGGGUGCUUCUGGACCUCGGUUCGUGGCCGGCGAUUUUAAUCUGGAGGUGGACAGAAUCGAUUUCGUUGAUAUCUGGCGUGAGCGCGGUUUUUGCGAAGUGCAAGACCUCAUGCGCUGGGCAACUGGUUGCCAACCUCGCCCUACAUGUAAAGGCAAGACCCGCAAGGACUUCCUGUUUGUUUCGGCUGAGUUGGCAGCGAUGUUUGUCCGUACCAUGGUUGAUGAGACGUUUUUUGCUGAUCAUUCUGUGCUUUCGGCGAAAUUCCGCACGUCCGAGUCCUUUGUCCCGCGCUUUCAGUGGCGCAUGCCUGUUCAUCGCCAGUCUCUUCAUCUUCAGCCCUUGCAUGUUUGCGCCGUGGGUGGCCCUGUUAGCUCAGCUUGCCCUCCGUCUGAGCGCUUUGCUGCGGUUUUCGAGCGGUUUGAAGAUGGGCUCUCGCGUGCUCUUGUUGACCGCAACUUGCCACCUCUGUGUUCUCGUGAAAAAGGGCGCGCCCGCACUUUCGAAGUCAAGUGCAGCAAGACGAAGUUUGCUCCGGUUCGUAACUCACGCGUUUCUGAAGUGUCCCCCGCCUUUUUCGGGCCAAACCUUCGUUAUGCACAGUGGUUUAGGCAGCUUCGUCGCCUUCAGGCUCUUCGCCAGGCCCUCCUCUCGGCCAGCUCGACGCCCUCUGCGUUGGAGUAUCGUGCGGGUUUGUGGGGUUCCAUUCUUCGUGCUCCAGGUUUUGGGGUUCCUUUCGUGAGUUGGUGGCCUACUCGGGGAAUCCAGCUGCCCACCGAUCCGGUCGGUAUCCCGCUGUGUAUUCCUUCAUUGGACGUUGUGACUCAAGUCUUUGCUUCUUUUGAGGCGAAUGUUCGUGCAUGGGAGAGGCAGUUGCUGUCUGCACGUCGUGGUGAGGCUGCUGCCCGUCGCGCUUCCGACCCUAGCCUCAUCUUCCGCGAUCUUCGUGCUGCCCCUGCUAAACCGGUGGAGUCAUUAAUUGAGCCGCUUGAGGCGAAAGUUGAGGAGGUUGAUGCCGGUGACAAUGCCGUUGUGCUUGACAAGGAGACUCCUUGGAGCCCCGAUUUUCCACUCUGUGUGAACGGUGUGUGCCUUGAUCCCAUCCAUGUUGAGCCUGACAAGAUUUGGUGUCAGGUGGUUCAAUCUGUAUUGGUUGGAACGCUUCCCGAUCUGUUCGCCAAAUUUGGCAAGGAGUGGGCUCGACGGUGGCAGCGACACGACAAUGUUGCUCCUGAUAGGUGGCAUGACCUUAUCUCUUCGUUUCGGGAGCGUCGUGCUUUUCCUUCUAUGGCUCUUGAGCCCAUCACCCUGUCUCUGUGGCAAGCGGCCGUCAGGGCUAAAAGCACCCGCAGCGCGACCGGCCUUGAUGGAGUUUCCAGACAAGAUCUCUUGUUGAUGCCGCCUGAGCUUACUAUUGAGCUUAUUCGGUUGCCCAUUUCCGUCUUAUCUAUGGUGUACCGUGUUUGGGGGAGUAUCCGUGCCCGUCAAUGUCUGCGACACUUGUCCCAGUUUGUCCCGCCGGGCCUUCUCGGCAAUGUCCCGGGGCGUUCGGCUUCAAACGCGUGGUAUUCCAUCCAGCUUGCGGUUGAGCGCUCCUUUCGCGAAGGCCUUCCCCUUUCAGGUUUUAGUGCGGACCUCGUCAAGGCCUUCAACUUGUUGCCUCGGGCACCUACGUUUGCCUUCGCCAUGCUGUGUGGCAUCCCGCGUGGUUUGGUUGCCGCUUGGUCCGCUGCCCUUGUUGGCCUUGAGCGCCGCUUCAGGAUCCGUGGGUCCGUUGGGCCAGGGGUUAUGAGCUCGACCGGUUUCCCCGAAGGAGAUGCGUUGAGUUGUGUGGCUAUGACCCUGAUUAAUUUUGCCUAUCAUGAGCACAUGGCCGCAUCUGUUCCGGAUUGUGUCGCCUUGACUUUCGUUGACAAUUGGGAAACAACCGCUUCGUGUCCCAUGAGUAUUCUGCGAGCUGCCGCAGCUCAAGAGGAUUUCUCACGUGCAUGGGACCUCGAGGUGGACUCAAACAAGACGAUUUUCUGGUCCACUGCCGCCGCUGAUCGGAAAUUGUUGCGUUCGAAUCGGUGUAGUGUCGCUUUGGAUUUCCGUGAUCUUGGUGGCCAUAUGCAGGUUUCAAGGCGCCAUACCAACUACACACAGACCGCACGUUGCAAGGACCUCGUUCCGAAGUGGCUUCGCUUGAAAUGCUCGCUUGCGCCGUAUGUCCAGAAAGUGCGGGCCCUUCAGGUUGCUGCAUGGCCUAUGGCUUUGCAUGCUGUCAGCAUCGUUACUUUGUCAGCUGCUUCCUUUCGCUCCUUGCGGAAUGGUGCCAUGAUUGGUUUGGGAGCUAAGGCUCCGGGUGCCAGUUCGCGUCUUCACUUGAGCUUGGUCGAGUUUCCACUGGCGGAUCCUGAGUUUUAUGCGUUGCGGAGCUCGUUUCGUGAUGCAGUUGCUUACGGUUCUUUGGAAGCGCUUGCACCGUUGUUGGAUCUGGCCUCUACAAGCUCGGUGCGUCAGCCAGGGCCGGCGGGAGUGUUGUUGUCACGGGCUAAUUCCAUUGGCAUUGCGUGGUCUCCUGAGUUGUGCUGUUUCCAGGACUCUCUUGGCAAUCUUGACCCGUGGAGGCUUUCUUGUCAAGAAGUUGAAGCACGUUUGGUCCUGCAGUGGCAAGCUGCCGUUCAGCUCAGUGUGUCGCAUCGAAAAGGUUUUACGGGCCUUGCAGGUUGCGACGCACACCUGACGCGUUUGAUCUUCGGUCGGCUGGAGUCUGAAUACAAAGUACUGGCACGAAAGUCGCUGAAUGGCUCAUUCUUUACGCAAGAUGCAUUGUGCCACUUCUCCGAGGGGGAGUCUGACGCUUGUGCAUUCUGCGGCCAUCCGGACAGUGUGCUCCACAGGGUUUUCGAAUGCCCGCACUUCCAAGACGCUCGUGCUCUUCCUUUGCCUUGCCCGCUCUCGGUGCUUGAAGCGCAGUGUGAUGCCACACGUUUGCAUUGUUGGGCACCUUGCGUGAAGGAUGUUGGCUUGCUCAGGCACGCACUUUGUCAGCUCCCUGACACUACGUCGCACUUUGAGCCGUUGCCUCCUAUGCCCAUGUACGAUCUUUUCACAGAUGGCUCCGGCCUUUGUUCGUCCUUUCCCUCCCUUCGCUUGGCCUCUUGGGGUGUCGUGGUUGCUGCAGAUUCCUUCGGCUCGCCGGGCCUGCCCUUGUGCUCCGGGCUUGUACCGGGCUUGCUCCAAACUGCUUUUCGGGCGGAGCUGACCGCCAUGUUAGCUGCCUUCACAUUCGCUUCCACGGUUGAAAUGCCUGUUCGUAUCUGGUCUGACUGCUCGAGUGUGGUGCGGAGGGCGCAAAGCUUGCUUGCUGGCGAGUGGGUUCCCGCAUCCACGGGAAAGCAUGCUGACCUCUGGACAAGGAUGUUGCAUCUCAUGCCGCUGCUGCAUGAUCGGGUUUCAGUGUAUAAGGUCUCUGCACAUUUGGAUUCGGACUUGCAGGGUACGUUUGCAGAUGAAUGGGCCGUCGUCCACAACAAUGAGGCUGAUUACCUGGCGGGUUGCGCUAAUCAGGAGCGCGGUAAUGAGUUUUGGAACCUCUGGCGUCGGUGCGCGGACGGCUAUGCUGAAGCAUCACGCAUUACUGAAGGGAUUCUGCUGCUUCAUGCUAGGAUUGGCAUGGUCGCUUCGCGGUCCGAGGGCCGACCUGGAGCCCGUCCAAUAUUGGCGGUGGCUGCGGUAGAUGAGGGCGAGGCUUCCUUCAUUCCAGCGUGUGAUGUGGACCCGCGAGGCCGAAUUACACAUCGGUUUGGAGACACUGCGGUCAGAACUACAGCCGAGUGGUUUCGGGGCUUGCAGUCCCGUGAUGGCGGAGGAUCUCUACAGUGGAUAUCAGUGCUGCAGUUGUUGCUGGAUUUUUGCUUUCACACAGGAAGUCCACCUCCGGUGUACCAUGCUAGCACGCGCACGUGGAUCGAUCCGGCUACGGUUGGUCACGGCAGACUGGUGAGAGCCGAAUUGACAUCACGAACCCGUUGGUUUAGUCAAUUCUUGCGAGGAUUGCUCCGGGAAUCGGGGGGCCGGUGGAUUACGAGAGAGUGUCGGCCGGAGUCAACAGCGCUCCAAAUUCGUUUGUUAUGUAUAGGUGUUGCUAUGCCAGCUGAUCGCCAUGAGCGAAUCGAGGCAUAUUUGUCCAGGGUUCUCCCAAAUGGGACAGCUACAGGCGUUUCAAGAUCCUGGACUACGUUACCCCUUCCAUGA
Molecule: messenger RNA, 6438 nt
Organism: Symbiodinium sp. CCMP2456
Lineage: Eukaryota; Dinophyceae; Suessiales; Symbiodiniaceae
Source: the annotation of a GenBank genome assembly